AUGACUGGCUUCAGCCCCCUGGACACAUUGAAUGUCACAAAGCGAUCAUCUCCUUCGAAAUUCUCGAGGCCCCAGGCCCAAAGGAACCUCCGGCAGAAAGAUGAAGACCUUGAAAAAAAUGCUUACCCCGAAAGCUCAGAAGACGACUCCGACGAUGAAUCCGACUACUCCUCCUCCGCCAUCUCUUCUCGCGAGACAUCAGGGUCAUACUCCUCCAAUCGGCCCAUGCUCCGGCGGAAAUCGCUCCCUCCUCCACGCUCCCCUGCAUACAGGUUACCGAACAGAACAAUUCGGUAUCUCUGUUUAGCGCUCAUAUCGACGCUCGUUAUAUUUAUGCUGAGCUUGGUACGGAUGAGCAUAGUAUCGUCUCGAAGGGUUCAACUAGGAGAUAUAGGCUCACGACCGGCGCCUCGUCCACCGACAUGGGAGAAAUUCGAAUUCUUGACGAGAUACUAUGGGGGAAUCAGGACAUUGACACCGCUCGCGGAGAACAAGCCAGAAUACCCAACAGCCGAGGAUGAGAUUCCGAUAUCGAACCAAACUUCGAGCAUUCCAAUCCGGGAUAUGCCCGCAAGCAGGCCAUUCGAAGCAUACAAGAACCACACAUCGAAAGCUUACCUGAGCGAAUACGCGCCAGUGCAAGAGUGUUUCCUGGAUGAACAGUCAAAGGUGCGGGUCCCUCAACUACAACACUACGACGGCAGACCGAGGGGCUUCCCGGACAAUAUUAUGGGGUCGUAUGAAGUCCUCGGACUACCUGAAGAUAUCUGUUUCGAGAGAUAUGGUAGGUUCGGCGCCUACGGCUACGGCUAUGCUUCCAAGUAUGGAGGCACUGGUACAGGUCAACACGGUGAUAUGGAAGGUUCUGAAGAUGCUUGGGGAAACAAUCCCAGGGCUAAUCAAGUUGAUUACUCGACUGUCGAUUGGGCGGCAGCUCAGAAAAGAUGCUACAAUGCCAACGCAGAACGGUUUGAUUCCACUAGUCCUGCGCUUAAGGCCCCAAUGGGUUUCUUUGUCAGUGAGCUGAAGGCGAAGAGGGAAGAAGUUGUGGAAGAAGGGAUUGUCCCUUCGAACUCAACCAUCGCGAAGAAACAUCUACCACGGAAUGCAGUUGUCAUCCGGUCUUGGGACGAUUUUGAAUACCGCGAGGAGGACAUUCUUCAUCUCAGAGCAAUGAUAUCAGAGCUUUCCCUUGGCUCUGGUGGGGAAUACGAUGUUCAUCUACUUAUCCAGGUCAAGGACGAGCCGAAGAACCCAAUUUGGGCGGAUGAGGAUACUUACCAGAAACACCUGAACGAAUCAGUUCCCAAAGAGUUCCGCGGCAUCGCAACUUUGUGGAGUGAGACCCAGAUGCUCAUGCUAUACCAAGGAAUCUUCGACACUUUUAUUCGAGAUCGCCCGGUUCAUGGCCCGUACCGUGGACUGCAGAUGGCUAUGCAACAUUUCGCUCACGUCCAUCCGGAGUACGAUUUCUUCUGGCAUUGGGAGAUUGAUAUUCGAUACACAGGCCAUUAUUACAAUCUCUUCUCACAAGUUAGCUCUUGGGCGAAGACGCAACCUCGCAAAGGGCUGUGGGAGAGGAGUUCUCGCUUUUAUAUUCCAUCGGUACAUGGAUCAUGGGAGGACUUCGUGCACAUGGUUCGAGUGCAAACGGAUAUGGGAACAGAGAGUCCGGAGAAUAUCUGGGCAGGGAUCAAGGGCUCCAAGGGAUCAGAGAGGAAAGGCGACAAACCAAUCUGGGGACCUCAAAGACCUCACGACUCGAAUGAUUGGUUCGAAAUCGAGAGGGACCCUAAACCACCCACUAGCUACGAGAAGGAUAAACACACAUGGGGAGUAGGCGAAGACGCCGACCUUAUUACCUUCAACCCGCUUUUCGACCCCGAGGGAACGACUUGGCUUCUUGAGAAAGACAUCACGGGCUACAAUUCCAGCGACGGGCUUCCUCCGCGCCGCGCGGCCAUCGUCACCUCUUCGAGAAUGUCCAAACGCCUGUUAAACACCAUGCACCGAGAGACAGCCUUCAAAAAACACCACGCAUUCUCCGAGAUGUGGGCUGCGACCACGGCCUUGCACCACGGCUACAAGGCAGUGUACGCACCUCACCCAGUCUACGUCGACCGCGAAUGGCCCACCGCCUACCUGGCCGGCGUUAUGAACGCCGGCAGGAACGGUGCUACCGGCGGCUCGCGCACGAGCGUAUUUGGCGAGAGAGAACACAACCUGUUAGGCAUGUCGUGGUACUACAAUGCCGGCUUCGCGCCCAACCUCUGGAGACGAUGGUUGGGCUUCAAAGUCAACAAUGAAGGAGGCGAGGAGUUUGAGACAACGGUUGAUGAGGGGAGAGAUGGGAAGGGCGUCAAUGGCAUGAGGGGCGGUGAGGGGAGGAUGUGUUUACCGCCGAUGCUUAUCCAUCCGGUGAAGGGGGUGGAGUUACCAGUCGAAGAGUCGAGGGAGAAAGAGGAGGUCCCGGAGAGUGACCCCAGCGCUUGA
This is a messenger RNA of Drepanopeziza brunnea f. sp. 'multigermtubi' MB_m1, 2493 nucleotides long. RefSeq lists its product as uncharacterized. NCBI's taxonomy places the organism in Eukaryota, Fungi, Ascomycota, Leotiomycetes, Helotiales, Drepanopezizaceae. The record is from RefSeq and is a predicted model, not a curated record.